AUGAUGGGCUCCACGGACGUGUGGCCGUGCACAGCAGCGCGCACCAACCUCAACUCCACGGGCGGGUACACGAAUCACGGCGGCACACACGAGCCCGAGGCAUCACUUCUGCUACAGAGGCCCGGCCGCCACGCCAGGGAGCACUUCCAUGAGCGCAAUGGCGCCCUCGAGGGCCCUGAGGUGGAGGAAGAGGAACAAAAGGAAACCGGUGAAAGUAGGACGACAGUGCAGGAGGAGGAGACGGAAGCACGGUCGAGGAUGGCCGUAUUCGACCACGUGCCGCGUACGUUUCCUUCGAGCCCUGGUUCAAGAAGGAGAGCGCGGCACCCCCCUUAG
Prorocentrum cordatum is the source of this 336-nucleotide messenger RNA. The record is from the annotation of a GenBank genome assembly. NCBI's taxonomy places the organism in Eukaryota, Dinophyceae, Prorocentrales, Prorocentraceae.